Molecule: messenger RNA, 1220 nt
Organism: Maniola jurtina (meadow brown)
Lineage: Eukaryota; Metazoa; Arthropoda; Insecta; Lepidoptera; Nymphalidae
Product: clathrin light chain-like
Exons: 6
Coding region: 115-771 (218 amino acids)
Biological process (GO): clathrin-dependent endocytosis; intracellular protein transport; clathrin coat assembly
Cellular component (GO): postsynaptic endocytic zone cytoplasmic component; synaptic vesicle membrane; clathrin coat of coated pit
Molecular function (GO): clathrin heavy chain binding; structural molecule activity
Source: RefSeq, a predicted model, not a curated record
UCGAAUGACUUUUCGGACUUGACUUUUCUUCUCCAUUAUUUGUCUCUGUGAUUUGUCUAUUCUGUAUUCGACCGCGAUUAAACCAAAGCAAACUUUAAUCCUAAAAUAAUCAUCAUGGACGAUUUCGGCGACAGUUUCGUUCAGCCCGAGGUGGACCCUGCAGCGGACUUCCUAGCCCGCGAACAGAACCAACUCGCUGGUCUCGAGGAUGACUUGGAAACCAGUGCUCCGCCCCCCGUAGCCACUCUGUCGUCUAAUGGGUUCGAUGAUUUCGUUGAAGUACCAAGUGCAGCUUCAUUUGAAGCCAAUGGCCUGAUGGAUGAGGAGCUGAGCUCGGCGCCAGCGCCCGCCCCCGCCCCGGCCGUGACUCCAGUGUUCCGGCAGGAGCGGGAGGAGCCCGAGAAGAUCAAGUUGUGGAGAGAAGAGCAGAAGAAGAGAUUGGAAGAGAAAGAUGAGGAGGAAGAAAGAAAGAAGCAGGAAAUGUUAAAAGUGGCCAAGAAAGAGCUAGAAGAUUGGUACAAAACUCAUGAGGAGCAAAUUGCCAAGACCAAGGCGGCUAACAGGGAGUCUGCUAAAAAUGCCGAGAAAGCCCUAGCACGGGGCUCCGAGAGCGGCCCAGAAGAGGGCAACGAGUGGGCUCGCGUGUCGGAGCUGUGCGACUUCGGGCCACGCCGCGGCAGGGACGUGGCGCGCCUGCGCUCCAUCGUGCUGCAAUUGAAACAGGCCGGCGUGCGGCCCAACUACCCGCCUAGAUCCACUAAAGUGGCUUGAAUGGAUAAAGUAUAUUGUACGCUAAGGAAAGAAUUAUUGUUAUUAGCCUGAAUAUAACUAAGAUCAGUCUCAGUGUUAUUGAAUCACAUUAUUAUUAUAAAUAAAUUAAUAUUAUAGUAUUAAUAGAAAUUGUUAUUAUUAACUAUUGUAGCAAAAUUAUAACAGCAUUCUUGUAAAAGUUCUUCCUGCACAGACCUACUCAAGAUUUUGUAUGGAAAUCAUUAUUGUCAAAUUACUUCCAUACAAAAUACAAAAUGGAAGUGAACAUUUUUGUUUGUUAAUAAUAAAUAAUAGUCGCUAGUGUGACACUAGCCUUAAUAUUAUAACAGCUUUCAUGUAACAACUGUUAAUUAUUUUUUGUUUAACACAGUUCAUCAAUAUCUUUAAUAUUGAGGUUUGCAUAUUGUUUAUUUGAAAUAGUAUUAAAAUAAAUAUCAUUCCAAAAUCAC